Molecule: messenger RNA, 1403 nt
Organism: Colias croceus (clouded yellow)
Lineage: Eukaryota; Metazoa; Arthropoda; Insecta; Lepidoptera; Pieridae
Product: carboxypeptidase B-like
Exons: 10
Coding region: 132-1403 (423 amino acids)
Biological process (GO): proteolysis
Molecular function (GO): metallocarboxypeptidase activity; zinc ion binding
Source: RefSeq, a predicted model, not a curated record
UGUCGGUGUGUACUCUUGUUGGCAUUAUUGUGUUAUUUUUUAUUACAUGCAAUGUAAGGAGUGAAGUAAAGAAUGUAAACCGGUUUGAAGAAUUAGAUUUUUGGAAAGAUUCAAGACUUGAAUCGUCGAAGAUGAAUAAGCGUCGCUCCAACAACAAUGUAAAAACCGUCAAGAAAAAUUUUAUCCAAAAUAAAAAUAUGAAAAGAGUUGAGAAAAAUAAUGUAUCGGAGCCUCAUUCGCACACCGUUCGAAGGGAACAAUCCAAGGCCCGGUGGUCAGUGUUUAAUGUUUCAUGGCCUAAAGUGGCCCCACAAAUGAGAGCAAGGAAAGCAUCAACACGGAUGACGCAUAUGAUGUACCAAGAAUUAGAGGAAACUACAAGCCCUUACACGCCAUUGAGCGAUGAAGAUUUUACCGGCAAAUUAAGUCCAUAUGCGAUAAAAGAACAAUUAUUACGAGUGGCAUCAAGAUUUCCAAACGCGAACGUAACUAUCGAAGUGAUAGGGCGCACAGUUGAAUACAAUGACAUAGUGAUGAUGAAAAUAGCUGAGCACCCAGAUUACUCUAGACAUUUCCGUGCUGAAGAUGAUAAAUAUGCAGACGAACCUCCGCAAAAGAAAAUCGUAUUUAUAGUUCACGGAUUAAAUGUUAUGGGGAUAUCACAUAUACAGUGUUUGUCAGUGGACUCGGAGUUUUCGAAACUGCUAUCGUAUUAUCUGAAACACAUGGAAUACUUUGAUAUAUAUGUCAUUCCCCUGGCUAACCCAGAUGGUUUUGAUACUGCUCUACGUGAACAACUGUGGAGCAAAAACAUGUCACCCCAAAGUGCUUGUCCAGGAGUGAAUGUAGAUCGCAAUUUCAACGUUGCCUGGAAUGCAUCUAACACCAUCUCAUCCUGUAGCCAGCAGUACCCUGGUUCUGCUCCCUUUACAGAAGCAGAAUCCAAAGCUAUUAGAGAUGUUCUCCAUAAAUAUAGUCACAAAAUCAUCGCCUAUAUCAACGUGCACGCUGGAUCGUAUAAUGCUAAAAGCUAUAAAGGAGAAGCUGUCCUCUAUCCCAAAGGCUAUACCGAAGUACAGACAGAUGAUGACAAAUACAUAGAUUUGCGAGGUGAAAUAGACGAAGCCAUGCGGAACGCUAGCUUUCAAACACUGUCAGUUACAGUGGACACGUUGCAUAGUUGGUACGGGAAGGUGUUUGGGACAAGUGUCGAUUACGCUUCCACGGUAUAUGGUAUCCCAUACGCUUUAGAGUUGGUGAUGCAAAUAUAUGACGAUUAUUAUAUGGACACAGAUGAAACAUACAGCCUUUCAUCUCUCAACGAAGUAUGGAGUCGAGUUAUAGACGUUAUAUUUAAGAGUAUAUGGAAGAAUUCACAUAUCAGUGAAAAUGAUAAGAAAUAA